This is a messenger RNA of Lacerta agilis (Sand lizard), 1652 nucleotides long. It is a transcript of the gene PPP2CB, whose product is annotated as protein phosphatase 2 catalytic subunit beta. The record is from RefSeq and is a predicted model, not a curated record. Gene Ontology annotation, biological process: mitotic cell cycle; peptidyl-serine dephosphorylation. The transcript has 7 exons. Gene Ontology annotation, cellular component: cytosol. NCBI's taxonomy places the organism in Eukaryota, Metazoa, Chordata, Lepidosauria, Squamata, Lacertidae. Gene Ontology annotation, molecular function: protein serine/threonine phosphatase activity. Bases 113 to 1042 code for a protein of 309 amino acids.
CCUCCCUUUUUUCUUCCUUUCCUUUGGGCCGGUCCAGUCUUGAACACGCCGCCCUGGCCACGCCGCCCGGCGCUGCUCCCUUCUCCCACAACUGAGCGGGCGGCUGGCCAGAAUGGAGGACAAGAGCUUCACCAAGGAGCUGGACCAAUGGAUCGAGCAGCUCAACGAGUGCAAGCAGCUGAGCGAGAGCCAAGUGCGGAGCCUCUGCGAGAAGGCUAAAGAGAUACUUACAAAAGAAUCAAAUGUUCAGGAAGUACGUUGUCCUGUUACAGUUUGUGGAGAUGUCCAUGGUCAAUUUCAUGACCUUAUGGAGCUCUUUAGAAUUGGCGGGAAAUCACCAGACACAAACUAUCUCUUCAUGGGAGAUUAUGUUGACAGAGGCUACUACUCAGUGGAAACUGUGACUCUUCUUGUGGCAUUAAAGGUGCGCUACCCAGAACGCAUUACAAUUCUGAGAGGCAAUCAUGAAAGCAGGCAAAUUACACAAGUAUAUGGCUUCUAUGAUGAAUGUCUACGGAAAUACGGAAAUGCCAAUGUUUGGAAGUAUUUCACAGAUCUGUUUGACUAUCUUCCACUUACAGCUCUAGUUGAUGGACAGAUAUUUUGUCUCCAUGGAGGUCUUUCCCCAUCUAUAGAUACACUGGAUCAUAUUAGAGCUCUUGAUCGUCUGCAGGAAGUUCCACAUGAGGGCCCAAUGUGUGAUCUGUUAUGGUCAGAUCCAGAUGAUCGUGGUGGCUGGGGGAUUUCUCCACGUGGUGCUGGCUAUACAUUUGGUCAAGAUAUCUCUGAAACAUUUAACCAUGCCAAUGGGCUUACAUUGGUGUCUCGUGCUCACCAACUUGUAAUGGAGGGUUACAACUGGUGUCAUGAUCGGAAUGUGGUCACCAUUUUCAGUGCACCCAAUUACUGCUAUCGUUGUGGGAACCAGGCUGCUAUCAUGGAACUAGAUGACACUUUAAAAUAUUCCUUUCUUCAAUUUGAUCCAGCGCCUCGCCGUGGAGAGCCUCAUGUUACUCGGCGUACCCCAGACUACUUCCUAUAAACAUCUCUUCCUCAGCCUGACCUUGAUCAGUAGUAGUACACCUCGCAAUUUUUUGAAAAGCAACAAUUUGUGAUAGGUUGAGGUCUGUCUCAGCGUAAAGCCUCUUCAUGGACCAAACUGUGCCAUAAUGAGGAUGAUGAGCUUUUGAGCACAACUUCAGAUGGACUUCAACGCACUAAUCAAUCCUUUAUCAGCCAAUCCAACAGCCAGUUUGCCUGCUGUAACUAUAGUAAUUGUUUUCUUCCGGACUAUUCAAAGAGGAAAGGUAACUAACAAACUCAUCUCCCUGUCAUGCUUACUUGUAAAUUUUAGUUGUAGUGUUUAACUGGCAUGUAUUAACAUUUUGAAGUUUAAGAAAAAUGCACAAACUAACUUCCUUCUUACGCCUAUCGCCCUCUAUUUUAUUGACAUAAGUAACUUAACUGCAGAAGAAAGUUCCUCUUGGGAGUAUGUUGUCAUAAGCUUUCCCUCCCUUUAAGCUAGAUUACUGUUCUGUGUUGAUCCUACCUUUUUCUGUAUAUUUGUCAAAGUGCUUGCAUCUUAUUUGAUGUAUUUGAGCAAAUAAACUUGCAGAUCAUUACUCCAAUCAGAUGGGUACACUGAAAUGAAA